AGUGUGCAAAGGCGGUAGUUAUAGAAAACAGAUAUUAUCUAUAGAUAACAUUUGAAGGAACGCAGAGAUCUGACUCGGGUCAGGGUCUGUUAGACAUGCUGACGCCAGAGGGUCCUUGAGGCCUGGUUCAUGUGACUUGGAGUUCGCUCCCUUAUGCUUUGAAUUUUAAAACAUCUGGUUUAUACCAACAGGGCUACACAAAGCAAAGCAAGCUGCAAGGGGGUACAGUGCACUCUUCAGGCCUGAUUUCCCUUGCUUGUGCGGGGCUACCGUCUCUUAAUACCACACAAAGUGGUCCCCAACAUUUUGGUUCCUCAGCAAUAGCUCGCUUCUAGAGGCAUUUUGAAAUGCACAAAAUGCAUCCCGCUUUUAGGUUUUCUUGAGGGGCUUGGAUUUCCUCAGCACCUCAGCACCGUAGGGUCCUGAGUUCAGCAGCAAACUUCUGGGGUAUCGUUUCAGUGAAAACAAUUUAUGUGUUAUUCUUUCAAUGCUUGUCUCUCAGGUAACGAGAACAGCAGGUGAUGUAUGAGCCUAAGGUACAUUUUAAUGUGGUGGGUCACAGAACUCAGUAUGCAAAUCAUUGAAGUGUUAUUCAGUAUUAACAUGCACAGAUAUUGAGAUUUUAGUUAUUUAUGUAUUUUUUUCUUCCUGUACAGUUGGAUUCUCUUUUGCUGAGCUGUUAAAGAAAAUUGCUAAGGCAAAGUUCUUCUGUUUGGGAAUGCAAGGGCAGUAGUGGACCUGGAGAAGGGCACAUGAAUUGGAAUUCUAACUUGAAAAGUGAAUGGCAUUUUAGGCCAGACCUAGUUUCUGUUUAGUUUCUUUGCAUACUUCAGAAUUCAGAAAAGUUAGUACAGUUUUUGUGCAACUUUCUUCAAGUAACACCUUUGCACAGCAAUGUCAUAUCAAGUGAACAGAUUAACAUACACUUCUAUUAUAAAUUUGAUAAAUUUUAUAUGAGUGAUUAUUAAUUAUAUAACUGCUCUUCCAGGGUCAAAGAAGUAAACAUUGUGGAAGGACACUGACAUGCUUGGGUGAAAUUGCAAAAUAUACAGUGAUGAAGGAGUAACUCUUAAUUUAAAGGUAAAUAUGCCACCUCUAAGUAGCCUACUCUAAUAUAUCUGUUAUGGAACAAAAUUACUAAUGAAAUGAAUCAGCAUUGGCUAAAAACUAAAUUCUAGGACACAAUGGGUUUGAUGACAAAACUUUGAAAAAAUAUGGUUGACUUAGUAUGGAGUAAUCAGUUCAUCUUUGCAAGAUAGGGAAGAUAUUUUUUUAUGCUGAGGUGACUGGUCCAAGAUAGUAAGGCAGAAGUCUACUUAAAAUUAUUCUCUAUAUGCUCUGUUUCUUUUUGGUAGUUUUUAUUUAUUUUUUUCUGGCACAUGAUGUUGGGGAAAGACAGCACAGAGUACAACUCUGGGAGACCCAGUCCGUGGCAUAGAUAGCAGCUUGCAAAGCCAAAAUGAUCAUCUCCAGAGCUUCUUCCAUCUUGUAAAAAAACCAAGUGUUAGGAAACCUUGUGUAAUAAGUAAGACCAUGGUGCUUGCAAUUGGACUACUGAGCUUCAGAUCUUGGCUAUCCACUUACUCUCUGUACAACCUUGAGAAAAUGUUUAACUUCUCUGUCUCAGAUAUCUGAUCUGUGAAAUGGGGAUAUGGUACCUACCUCAUAGGAUUGUUGUCAUAACAACACAUUUGGAACAGUUCCUGGCACGUGAUAUCCUCUCAUUCAAAAAAACCCGACUUUUAAUACACUUCUACUACAUCAAAUCAACAAUGAAUUGGAAUGCAAAACCAGAGAGUGUCACGGUACCACCAUUGUAUCCCAAAAACCAUUCAUCUUUUUUAGAGACGACUUUAAUGAACACAUCAUCUCAAGGUUCUUUAAACUCUCCUGGAAAUAACCAACCAGCAUGCAUGUUUCUUAGUAAUUCAAACCCAGUUUCACAGCCACUGUACAACAUCAGAAAUUAUAAAACUCCUCAACAAAUCUCAGUAUCCGAUAUGCAUAGUGGGACAAUUGUGGCAUCACAGAGUUCAGUAGAAAGAAUAACAUAUGCAAAUGUGAAAGGACCUACACAGCUAAAUCACAGUUUGCAAAUGUCUUCAGGAGUUGCACAAAAUACAUGGAUAGACUCACCAAUGAGGAAUUCUAUGUUUCCUCAUACAGGAGCAACUGUGUCACAACAAACUGGGUUUAGAACCAAUAUACCCAAUGUAAAUGCACUACAGAAUCAAUUUGUAACAUCAGACACCUAUUCUAUGCAAGUACAGAUGAUCCCUUCUAAUUCUGUAAGAGUUCCUGUAACUUAUCAAGGAAACCAGAGACUUAACUCAUCUUUAUCAGAGCGACAGGGUAACUGGGCACAACAGUAUACAGCCAGUGGACUACCUUAUCCAGAUUACAGACCACUUCCAAGGCAGUACAGUUAUCCAUCACGAAGCUUUUUGCAAAACCCUACUCUUCAGAAACAAAAUCCUAUGCCAUCUGCAUCAUUACAAAUAAGGAAUAGUCUUCCUCCCAAUUCUGCACUGAAUUUAUACUCAAAGCAGCCUGCAACUGUACAGUCCUAUCAAUAUGCAGUUACUCAGAUUGACAAAAGACCUCCACCUCCUCCUUAUGACUAUAGAUAUACAACUCAGCCUUUGCAAAAUACUCAGCAUGUUAUUAAACACUCUUCUAUAGAUGUUCCUCAGAGUCAAGAAGCACACUUACCUGAAAUAAGGAAAACUUUUUGCAGAGGCUUUCAACAGCAAAACAUCAAUGAAAACAUCAGCAUGAUUGGAAAUUUCUGUAAAUUGAAAGUAAAUACUAAUGUCAAUCAGUCUUUUAAUGACCCCAUUAGAUUUUCUGUGGAUGGCGUUCAGAUGCUUGCUCAAAAUAAUCAAGGAGAAAGAGUAGAUUCUUGCAAUCUAUCUUCAAAUCAGGUACUGGACACAAGUGCCACUAAAGAAAGGUUAGUGAGGGAUAUUAAAACAUUAGUAGAAAUGAAAAAGAAAUUUUCUGAACUGGCAAGGAAAGUUAAAAUUGAUAAAAAUGUUUUGAUGGCAGCAGGUUGUAUUAAAGCAACUAAUAACUCUUGUAGUGAAUCAGCUCAGAAUUCUGAACUUUCUGUGAAACAAACUGCUAAAAUCCAGUCUGGACAACAGGUAACUCAAUUCACUCCAAUGACUGCAGAGGAUAAACAACCAACAAUAGCGGAAACUGCAAAAGAAACAAAUAGAACACGCAGUACCUUGGACACCAAUUGCAGAAAUUUUAACCAGGUCAAUUCCAUUUUAAUGAAUUCUGUGAGUUCGGAAAAGGUCCCAGACCAGUUACAUGAUUUGAAAGUUACGACUUCUUUAAAGACAUCAACUGUUGAGACAUUAAGUAAUACCCAGUUCUCAUCAGGAAAUUUAGUCAAUGUUGAAGAAAAUGUACAAACAAAUUCUGAAACAACUUCUGUUCCUCAGUCUAUGACCUUUGAGGAAUAUGCUUCAAAAUAUAUCAAUAAAAAUAGGCUACUUCUCAAUCUGCUUGCACAUGAGGAUAAAAUUGAGAAAAAGUUAUUAAAAGAUGGUUGUGAAACUAUUCAGGAUUCAAAACUAUACAGUUUUGAAGUGAAUUCCAAUACCCAAAUCACUGGUAACCACCUGAACUUGAAAACCGUGGAAGCUCCAAGUACUUGCAAUGUAAAUGCCAAGAUUUCAGACAGUUCUUUUUGCUUUGAGCAUAAAUCCUCAAUAAGUGGAAUACCUUCGAAAAGUGACAGUCACUGUUCUAUGGAAUUGCUAGCAACCUGUCUUUCUCUGUGGAAAAAGCAACCUUUAGAACCUACAGAAAAUAAACAAGGACAUGAGUCAGCAACAAGCAGAACACCAGUUGGAAAUUCAAAGCCUAUAGAAAUCUCUGAUAAGAAUCCAUUUUCAGUUGUGGGAAAUUCUCAGAAUAAGAUAGUAAACUGCUCACAAGUAACAGCUCUGCCAAUGGUAGUGCAGAAUUAUGAGUCUUCAGGUGCAACUAUUACAAAGGGAACAGAACUUCAGAUUGCUGUAGUGUCUCCUUUAAUUCUUUCAGAUGUCAAAACAUUGCCUGUCAAAGGAAUAACCUCUGAAGUUUUAUCUGAAACAGUGUACCCAGUUAUUAAAGAAGGCAGUGUUUGUAGCUUACAGAAUCAAUUGGCAGAAAAUACAAGAGUUACGUCUACUUUGAAAGUGAAUGAACCAGUUGUAGGUACAUCAACAAACACUAAAAACUGUCCACUAAUUCAGAAGGAAAAGCAAAGUAAGUCAGCUGAUGGUAAUUCAGAAGGUACACCUAAUAUCAGUCAAGGAAAACAUAUCAUAUCAGAACCAGAUACUCACUAUCCUGUGAGUGAUCUGCAAGCCUUGUCUAAAUCAAGGAACAGUGAUGUGAGUAAUGAUUUAUUACAGAUUGACAAUAUAUGUUCUCUUGUAGAAGGCGAUACAUCUUAUAAUUCCCAAAUAGCAAAGAUAUUCAACUCACCUGUGAAAAAGGUUGAGCCACAGAAAUCUCUGUUCAAUCUCCAAGUGAUCAGUAGUAUACAACAAAAAGAACCAUUAGAAAACAUAACUGAAAAGGACUUCCAUUUUCAAAAAGAUAAUUUUGUACAGUGCAUGGAUGUUUCACAUAAAAUACUUGAUCAGUCAGAGUCACUGCAGCCUCCAGAAUCAUCACUUUUGAAGAAUGCUGAAACAAAUAGUGAAACAGAGGAAUUCGAUUUGGAGCAUGUCACUAAAAAAGAAACCACCUCUAUAGAUAUGUGUCCAUCAGCUGCUAUUCAGCAGGAGAGUAACACUCAGGAAAUCGUGUCCUGUAAUUACACUGCUCAGGGUCUUGCAGGAAAUGAGGUUCUCAAUGAUAAGACAUCCAAGUUAUAUCCAUAUGAUCAGCUAUCAGAACUUCUGAAAGAAUUUCCCUAUGGAAUUGAAGCAAUGAUUACAAGUGAAGGUCAUGUGGCACAACAGAUAACAGACCAAAUCUCAAAAGAUCAGUCUUGUGAUAAAACCAGCUGUGACUCCAAAGACUCAGCAGACCAAAUUAAAAUUACAGUAUUAAACUCAGAGCAAAUGAAAGAAUUAUUUCCUGAACAGCAUGAUCAACCCUAUGAGGGAGACCCAUUGACAGAAUCUCAAAAAGAAGAUCUGGUCACAAAAGAAGGCAGCCAGUGUUCUGCACCAAUACCUACAGGUGGAGAAAGUUGUAAUUCUGUAAUGGAUUCAGAGAAAGAUGAUGUCCGUUGUUGUGCAUUGGGGUGGCUCGCUAUGGAAUAUGAAGGAGUACCCCAGUGCCAGUGUAAUUCCAUGAAGAACUCAACUUCAAAGGUGGAAGAAGGGAAAGAUCAGUGUUCUUUGGUGACCAACAGUUGUAAGCAAAAAGAACUUACUUCUGAUAGAGACGUUCCUAUAGAAUUUAAAAGUCCUCCAAGUAUUCCUCCAACUUUUCCAGAUGGGAAAAAUCAGUUUCCUGAAAUAGAACAAGGCAGUGAUAUAAAAGAGGCCUUCAAAACAAAAAGCAGCUCACCAAGGACACAACAAGAAUUACCCAGUCAACCUUUCUGUAAAAGUGGUAAAAAACUGGAUUCCUUGCAAUGUCACAAAAGGAAAAAAAACCUGAAAUUUCAUGAGGUAACUUUUCACUCUAGUAAUAAAGUAAAAUUUUCUCAAGAGAGUUUGCAGAGGAAGCUCACAGCACAAAACUCAUAUCCACUAAAAGCAAAGAUAGGUUUCUCGACAAAUAAAAAUAAAGAUGUGCAUAAGAAGAAUGGUUCUCUGGUAUGGCCAAUAUUGCCAGAAAAGAGAAAAUUGAAAACAGGUGACUCUGAACUCAAAGUUUCAGCAAAAAGGAAGUUAGGUGAAGGGAGCAUUCUGGAUUCAGAUAUUAAAAGGAUGAAGUAUAAUAAACAAGAACAGAAUAAAAAUGGAGGUAGUAUAUUUAAAAUAAGUAAUUUUCUGUCAAACCGAGAUGAAAGAGUCAAAGAAAAGAUAAUAUUAAAUGUUAAGUCCUCAAGCUAUAAGUAUAGUUUGUCUAAAAGUAACAGAAUUUUAUCACAGGAGUGUUUACAAAGGCAGAAGCAUAAGGAAACAAUGGGUAUAAAAACAUCAAAGAAAACCUGUGGGAAAAAUAUACCAUGUGAUUCUCAAUACAUGAGGGCCAGUAAAGUUUCUAUGCAAGUUGGAAGUUGUGGGAAAUCAAAUGAAAGACAAAGUAGCAGUGUACAGACCUCUAAAGAAUCAAAUAUUUUUAUAAGCCAUGACAAAAGCAUCAAAACCCACCAUCCUGAGGGGUCUAAAACAAACCUUUUGGAGAAUGUUAAAGAAACAGUUGUUGGAAAGCAACCUGAUAAAAUUUGGAUUGAUAAAACCAAAUUAGACACAAAUUCAAACAAUGUUAAUAAUGGAGUUGAACUCAGCCAGAUGUCAGCUCAAGCAAAGGAGCAAAGGAAACAAUAUCUGAACCGAGUUGCAUUUAAAUGCACUGAACGCGAGAGCAUUUGUCUCACAAAAUUAGAUAGUUUACCCAAGAAGUUGAAUAAAGAUAAAGAGAAGAGACUAGAAAAUAAACCUAGGAGCCCUUUACCUAAGAAAGAUACCACUGAAAAACAAAGCUUGCUGGAGUUUAAAUUAUGUCCAGAUGGGCUGAUUAAUAAGAGUACAACUUCCACUGAAGAACAGAAGGAUCUGGAGCCUUAUCCUAGGAAGGAGCAAGCCUCCAUGCAAGAUGAUAAUGAUUUGGGUAAUUCAAGAAACGCCAAGAGAACCUUAAGUGCAGAUGGAUUUGAGACACUACAAAGCCAAGUAAAGGAUUCAAAAGCAAUGUUUCAAACCUACAAAAAGAUGUACCUGGAGAAGAGGAGCAGAAGCCUUGGUAGCAGUCCUUUAAAGUAAUUUUGAGACUUUAAUUCUUUUGAUGGUUCUGUAAAUGCCAUGAGGAAAUUUUUGUCAUUUUCUGUUCAGAAUAUUUUGCUGGAAGUACACAGAAUUGCUAAAAUAAAAUUUCUUGGUCAGAGUUUGGUGACCAUUUAGGUUAUGUAUAUCAUUGAAAUUACUUAAAAUUGCUUGAGAAUCUUAUUUGUGGGUAGCAGACAAAAGAAGUAGAUGGUAUUUGUCAGGAAACCAUAAUGUAUUUCAAAAUUAUUGAGCCAAGUUUACCAUUAUUUUAAAAGAUUCUUAUACAAAUCUGAUUUUGAAAUGCUAACUAUAUUUUGAGGGAGAACUAGUCUUCAGUUAAGGACUUGUUUAUUUUAGCUGUGAUUGCAAUUAUAUUUUUAUUUCAAAACUUAGUUUUAAGAAGUUAUCACUGUGAAUGUCAAAGUAUAUUCCCAAGUAUUUUAAUACCUAAUUGUAAACUUUGUCAAAAGCCUUGUUUUAUACUUGUUAAACUGAACAGAAUUUUGGAUAAUACUGAAACAUUACUUUUCAUACUUGAAAUAAAUGUUUAUUUUUAAAAAAUAUAUAUUUGAAAUCAAAA
Phyllostomus discolor (pale spear-nosed bat) is the source of this 7470-nucleotide messenger RNA. It is a transcript of the gene RESF1, whose product is annotated as retroelement silencing factor 1. Bases 1644 to 6887 code for a protein of 1747 amino acids. NCBI's taxonomy places the organism in Eukaryota, Metazoa, Chordata, Mammalia, Chiroptera, Phyllostomidae. Gene Ontology annotation, molecular function: histone methyltransferase binding. The transcript has 3 exons. The record is from RefSeq and is a predicted model, not a curated record. Gene Ontology annotation, cellular component: nucleus.